GAUUGACGUCGUAGACGGAAAAGGGCGUCGCAUCUUCAUCAGGGCGGGAAAUCUACCACACAUGUCAACAACUAACACAGUUCGAAUGUUAACGCAUUUUAUCUAGCUACAGAGAGCCAUGCAGGCGUUUUUGAAAGGAACAUCUACUCAAGGCACCAGACCUCUGAAAGAGAAAGGUGCCGGGACCAGUGGAGAGAAGAAGCAGAAGUCUGUCCCCUGGGUUGAGAAAUAUAGACCAAAAUGUAUGGAAGAGGUGGCGUUUCAAGAGGAGGUGGUUGCUGUGCUGAAGAAGACUAUAGAGGGCGCUGAUCUCCCCAAUCUGCUGUUCUAUGGACCACCUGGAACAGGAAAGACGUCCACCAUCCUGGCUGCAGCCAGGGAACUUUAUGGGCCAGAGCUGUACCGACAGAGAGUCCUGGAGCUGAACGCCUCUGAUGAGAGAGGGAUUCAGGUGGUCAGAGAGAAAGUCAAGAGAUUUGCCCAGCUGACUGUAGCAGGACACCGCACUGAUGGGAAACCAUGCCCACCCUUUAAGAUCAUCAUCCUGGAUGAGGCUGACUCAAUGACCAACGCUGCUCAGGCUGCUCUACGCACCAUGGAGAAGGAGUCCCGGACCACCCGCUUCUGUCUCAUCUGCAACUAUGUCAGCAGGAUUAUUGAGCCCUUGACAUCCAGAUGCUCUAAAUUCCGCUUCAAACCUCUGGCCAAUCAGGUCCAAGAAGAGCGCCUGCUAGAAAUCUGUUACAAGGAGAAUCUCAAGUACUCGAAGGAGGGAAUUGCAGCGUUGGUGAAGGUUUCAGAGGGGGAUCUGAGAAAAGCCAUAACCUUUCUUCAAAGUGCUGCACGGCUGAACACAGAUAAUGAGAUCACGGAGAGCGCGGUCAUAGAGAUAGCAGGGGUUGUUCCCCCCAAGACGAUCGACAAUUUGCUUAAAAUCUGUUACAAGGGCACAUUUGAAAAACUAGAGAUUGCUGUUUGGAACAUGGUAGAUGAAGGCUAUGCCGCCACACAGAUCAUCAACCAGCUACACGAAGCCAUCAUAGAGGAAGAGCUGAAUGACAAGCAGAAGUCUGCCAUCACGGAAAAGAUGGCAGUGGUUGAUAAGUGUCUAGUGGAUGGUGCAGAUGAGUACCUGCAGAUGCUGAGUCUGUGUUCUGUGAUCUUGCAGCAAGCCACCCAGAGUAACUGACUCUACAACCUCGCCUCUCUUUAUGAACCAUUCCUCUAUGUUUACAUCCUAACCAACUGCUUUUUUUGGUACAUGUUUUUACUCAUUAAUCUAAAUGUUUUCCUUUAAAUACUGUAUUUAUUAAUCAAUGCUGUCAUACUUCAGGGGUCAGUUUCAUUAAAAAGUACUGUGAUUUCACAUCUGGGUUUUGAGUCAGUUAGGAAAAAAAACACAUGUAACCAUAUUUUAUAAAUAAAAAAAGAUAUGGAUGCUU
Salvelinus sp. IW2-2015 is the source of this 1442-nucleotide messenger RNA. Its product is annotated as replication factor C subunit 4-like. Gene Ontology annotation, biological process: DNA repair; DNA-templated DNA replication. The record is from RefSeq and is a predicted model, not a curated record. Gene Ontology annotation, molecular function: ATP hydrolysis activity; DNA clamp loader activity; ATP binding. NCBI's taxonomy places the organism in Eukaryota, Metazoa, Chordata, Actinopteri, Salmoniformes, Salmonidae. Gene Ontology annotation, cellular component: DNA replication factor C complex; nucleus.